ACAAAGGAUCAGUCUGUGGGUUGAGUCUAAAAGGACCGGGUUAAACCAGGAAGAGCACAGUUUGGUGCAAGAACAGCAGCAGCAGCAACCUACCAACCAUCAAAAUGACCUCCAGUGGAAUGAACACGAUGAGCAGGAUCAUCUUCUACGAGGACAGGAACUUCCAGGGUCGUUCUUAUGUGUGCAUGAGCGACUGCCCAGACAUGUCCUCCUACCUGAGCAGGUGCCACUCCUGCAGGGUGGAGAAAGGCUGCUUCAUGAUCUACGACCGCACCAACUACAUGGGCAACCAGUACUUCAUGAGGAGGGGCGAAUAUGCUGACUACAUGAGCAUGAUGGGCAUGAGCGACUGCAUCAGGUCCUGUCGUAUGAUCCCCAUGCACAGGGGAUCUUACAGAAUGAGGAUCUACGAGAGGGAGAACUUUGGAGGUCAGAUGUACGAGCUGAUGGAGGACUGUGAAAGCAUCAUGGACCGUUACCGCAUGUCCAACUGCAUGUCCUGCAAUGUGAUGGAUGGCCACUGGCUGAUGUACGAGCAGUCCCAUUACAGAGGCAGGAUGAUGUACAUGAGGCCUGGCGAGUACAGGGACUUCAUGAACAUGGGCAUGAGUGGCAUGAGGUUCAUGAGCAUGAGGCGCAUCACCGACUCCUGCUAUUAAACUCUCUGCACUAAAUAAAACUGUCAUAAUCUGA
Messenger RNA from Nothobranchius furzeri (turquoise killifish), 693 nucleotides. RefSeq names its product gamma-crystallin M2. Gene Ontology annotation, biological process: lens development in camera-type eye; visual perception. The record is from RefSeq and is a predicted model, not a curated record. Gene Ontology annotation, molecular function: structural constituent of eye lens. Lineage: Eukaryota; Metazoa; Chordata; Actinopteri; Cyprinodontiformes; Nothobranchiidae.